Molecule: messenger RNA, 1149 nt
Organism: Thamnophis sirtalis
Lineage: Eukaryota; Metazoa; Chordata; Lepidosauria; Squamata; Natricidae
Source: RefSeq, a predicted model, not a curated record
AAGGAUUCAAAAAGAGGAACAUGGUUCCCAGACUGUGCCCACUCCUCUGCAAGGAAGCCCCUUUCGAGCCCUGAAACUUCCAGAACCAGUUUUAAUUAAUGAAGAUUUUGUCAAGCUUUUGCACAAUGCAACAUAUGAGAAAGUCUCUGAUUGCAUGCCUAGAAGACUAGGAGAAAGCAAUAUGAGAGGUGUAACCAGUACAAAUCUGGACAGAGAAGAGAACAUCACAGUUUCCUCUUCAGGCGAUGCUUCAUCAAAGGACCAGGCAGCAAUAUGGAAACAGGCCAAAGACAGUAAGGAGAGGAAUGAUGAAUAUAUUUCAAAGAACCUCAGUGAUCGGCAGAAGGAUCUGGCUCCAAGUAGAUAUAGCUCAGUAGAGAAUUUGAUGUGGGACUCAUCUGUUGCAGCUAAAAGGCAAAAUAUUGCUUUGGAUUUACUAGAGUCUGAAAGAAAGUAUGUUGUCAGCCUCUCUCUUAUUCUGAAAGUUAAAUCCACAUUGCAAGGAACAGAAGUGAAAAGAAAUACAAAGGAAAGUUUCUUCCCCAAUUCUUUGCGAUACUUGGUCCAGCAACAUGUAGAGUUACUUCAUGCCUUGCAGGAAAGAGUGUUAAGUUGGCCUCAACAAGGAAUCCUAGGAGACAUAUUUCUCAGAUUGACCAAUGAUGAGAACAGUUUUUUGGAUUAUUAUAUUGCUUACUUGAGGGACUUGCCAGAAUAUAUCUCUUUGAUCCAUUUGGUGAUUUUGAAAAAGAUUGAGGAAGAAACCAAGUCUGAUCUCUACCUAUUUUUCUUCCAUAUUGUCCAACGCAUUCCAGAAUAUCUUCUUCAUUUGCAAAACAUCCUGAAGUAUACUGAGCAAGAGCACCCAGAUUAUUAUCUUCUUCUUGUCUGUGUUCAGCGCCUGCGAGUAUUCAUUUCUCAUUACAGUCUUCUCUUCCAGUGCAAUGAAGAUCUGCUAAUACAGAAACGAAAGAAACUGAGAAAAUCUUCCUUCAUAAAGUUAUAUAAAGGUCUCGCCACUCAGUGUCCCAGCAGCGGACAAGCAUCAUCUCCAACACCAAGUGCAGCUUCCUUUCACAAUAGUGGAAUCCAUUCUGAAGAGACAGUGCAUCCAUUCCCAUCAGCCUCUGUUUCUGGAACAACUGCUAU